Molecule: messenger RNA, 1053 nt
Organism: Poecile atricapillus (Black-capped chickadee)
Lineage: Eukaryota; Metazoa; Chordata; Aves; Passeriformes; Paridae
Product: CMP-N-acetylneuraminate-beta-galactosamide-alpha-2,3-sialyltransferase 1-like
Molecular function (GO): beta-galactoside (CMP) alpha-2,3-sialyltransferase activity
Source: RefSeq, a predicted model, not a curated record
AUGGAGAGAACUGGUGCCAUCACCCCUCUGCAGAACCCCGAGAAUGCUGUUGCACUGCUGAUGGCUACAUCUAUUACGAUCAGCGUCUGGCAACAGGUGACACAUGGGAUGCUGUUCCAGAGGUACACAAAGGUGGUACAACAGGUGCUGGCCCUGUGCCUGCUGUUGGUCAUGUGGCAAUGUUUUCGAGCCCUCACAGAUGUCAAUGGUCCCAUCUGUUGGGUUCCCUUCCUCCUCCACACCCCUACUGCCCACUGCAUCGCCUGUACCAACAGCCCUGCAUGGUUCAAUGCCUGCUACAAGGCAGUCAUAGGGCCUUUGCUGAUGGAUGCAGACCACAAGCUCUCCUCAGAUGUUUUUCAGUGGUGGCUGCUAAGUGAAACCCUGCAGGGUUCCCCAAGUGGAGUCUAGCUCCAGGCCAUAAUUCAGCAGCUCUUCAAUGUCCUCCGGGCCCUGACAGCUGAUGUGUGGGACCCAUCUCACUGCAGGACUUGUGCAGUGGUGGGGAACUCAGGGUGGCUGAAAGGGUCCCGCCAUGGGCUUCUAAUUGAUGCUCAUGACUGCAUGCUGAGGACAAACAGAGCAGAGAUGCCUGGCUUUGAGCUGGAUGUUGGCAUGAGUACAACCCAUCACUUCAUAGCGGACACCUUCAAACUUCUGGACUUACAGUGGGUGACUAGUGCUUUCUCCACCAGAGAACUCACAAGGACAUAUGUGAGAGUUAAACAGUUCAUCAAAGCUGACAGGAACAAGGUAAUUGUCCUGAGCCCAGCUUUCCUCAAGUACAUCCAUGACAAUUGGACACAGGAUCAUGGGCGAUACCCUUCCACUGACUUCACAGCCCUGCUCUUUGCCUUGCACACCUGCCUGUGGUACAACCAGUCAGUCUCCAUGUUUGGCUUCAGAGCAGACAGUGAAGGGAACUGGCACCACUCCUGGGAAAAAAACUUGUGGUCCAGAGCCUUUCACAGGACUAGAGUCCAUGAUGCUGAUGUUGAAUUCAGCUGCAUCAAGAGAUGGGCACAUGAAGGCAGGAUUUUAUUCUACAAGUGA